Messenger RNA from Erigeron canadensis, 987 nucleotides. Its product is annotated as G2/mitotic-specific cyclin-2-like. Gene Ontology annotation, cellular component: centrosome; cyclin-dependent protein kinase holoenzyme complex; cytoplasm. Gene Ontology annotation, biological process: regulation of cyclin-dependent protein serine/threonine kinase activity; mitotic cell cycle phase transition. The transcript has 4 exons. The coding region runs from base 1 to 987 and encodes 328 amino acids. The record is from RefSeq and is a predicted model, not a curated record. Gene Ontology annotation, molecular function: cyclin-dependent protein serine/threonine kinase regulator activity. Lineage: Eukaryota; Viridiplantae; Streptophyta; Magnoliopsida; Asterales; Asteraceae.
AUGGAAGUAGAAGUUCCAUCAGCAUCCGAACCACCACCAAAAACAGAAGACGUCAUUCGUGCUGUAGAAUCCAAAAACGGAAAAAGUAAAACCCACACACACACUCCCUUCCUCCGCUGUCCAAGCCGUCCUCCUAGAAUCAGCCGUCUCCGCAGGAAAGUUAAAGUUCAAUUCCGUAUCCCCAACAGCCGUCGUAAUGGAGGGUCCGGCAGGCAAACAUUCCCCAUAAACUAUAAUAAUAAUGAGAGAAAAUUGGAUGAUUAUUUGCGAAUUCGGCAACCCAAAGUUAGCAUAGAAAAGAGAAAAGCUUUGGUCGAUUGGCUCUUCGACAUGCACUGUCGGGAGUUUUUAGAGCACAUGACAGCAUUGGCUGCUGUCGACAUAUUUGACCGUUUUCUUUCAGAGGCUCAAAAUGUUGUUUCCAUAGAAGAAGUAGAUUACGUAGCCGUGGCUGCAAUGCACAUUGCCACUAAAUACCACGAAACUCAGCUCUUCGUAACUUUGUCACUCGAUGAACUCAUUCAAUGUGUCAACGGAGGACUUCCCGAUCCGAACGGCCUUCACCGUUAUCGCGGCCGCGUUAUGGAGAAACGCAUUUUGGACGAGUUAGGAUGGAAAUUAGAGGUCCCUACAGUGUAUACUUUCAUCCAUCGGUUUCUCAAUGCGGCCAUCAAAAACCCGCUAGAUCUAGAUCCCACUUUGGAAGAGAUGUUGAUUUUUUACGCCAAAUUGGGGAUAUGGAACUAUCAGCUGAUGAUAACGUAUCCUCUAGAAAUGUUGGCGGCUGCAGCGAUAUAUGCGGCAUGUGCGUUCACAUGUAAUAUGAGUAUGUGGCAAGACACGGUUCGGGAUCACACUGGGUUCAAGGACACACAACUUUUGGCUUGUUCAAAGAGGAUGCUGGAGCUUCAUUGGGUUGGUCAUGAGGAUUGCAAUUGGUGGAUUCCUUUCAAUUCAAAUGAUGACGUACACCAUGCACCUAACUAA